This is a messenger RNA of Humulus lupulus (European hop), 1708 nucleotides long. RefSeq names its product 4-hydroxyphenylpyruvate dioxygenase-like. Gene Ontology annotation, biological process: L-tyrosine catabolic process. Gene Ontology annotation, molecular function: 4-hydroxyphenylpyruvate dioxygenase activity. Lineage: Eukaryota; Viridiplantae; Streptophyta; Magnoliopsida; Rosales; Cannabaceae. The coding region runs from base 147 to 1448 and encodes 433 amino acids. The record is from RefSeq and is a predicted model, not a curated record. The transcript is spliced from 2 exons.
CCUAACAAAAUUAAAAAAAAUGUUAAAACAAAAAAUUUACCAUAUCUACGCACUUAUUUUAUAGAAGAGAUAUAUAUGCUGUUCCCAUGUGACAAGGAUCGAACCACAUUGCAAAAUCACAUUUAAAAGAGAAAAAAUAACCAACAAUGGACAAAGUAAAUCCUAUCACGGUCGGCAAGGACUUCAAACUAGCAAUGGGAUCAUCUAAGUUCGUCCGUACGAAUCCCAAGUCGGACCGUUUCAGUGUGAAGCGGUUCCACCAUGUCGAGUUCUGGUGUUGCGACGCUACAAACACCUCUCGCCGCUUCUCCUGGGGCCUCGGCAUGCCACUCGUAGCCAAGUCUGACCUCUCCACCGGCAACUUCUCUCAUGCCUCCUACCUCCUUCGAUCUGGUGACCUUCAUUUCCUCUUCACUGCUCCCUACUCACCCAACAUCGCCACCGACUCAACCUCUUCUGCUUCCAUACCCACCUUCGACCGCUCCACCUUCCUUUCCUUCUCCGCUGCCCAUGGUCUCGCAGUCCGUGCUAUUGCGGUCGAGGUCGACGACGCCGAGUUCGCCUUCGCCACUAGCGUCGCCCACGGAGCCACACCUUCCUCUCCUCCCGUUUCUCUCGGAGACGGCGCCGUCAUUGCUGAGGUACGCCUCUACGGCGACGUCGUUUUGCGCUACGUCAGUUACAAAUCCCAGGACCCGAAUCCUCCGAGUUUGUGUUUCCUGCCUGGGUUCGAGCCCGUGGCUGCUGAGCCCGAAUCCUUGGACUUUGGGAUUCGAAGUCUAGACCACGCAGUGGGCAACGUUCCCGAACUGCUACCCGCAGUGUCGUACGUGAAGGGAUUCACGGGUUUCCACGAGUUUGCCGAGUUCACGGCGGUGGACGUCGGGACGAGUGAGAGCGGGCUUAACUCGGUGAUGCUGGCGAACAACGACGAGAGGGUCAUUAUCCCGAUGAACGAGCCGGUGUACGGAACGAAGAGGAGGAGCCAAAUUCAGACAUUUCUGGAGCACAACGAAGGGGCUGGGGUUCAACACCUGGCUCUGGUUAGCGAUGACAUAUUCAGUACGCUGAGAGAGAUGAGGCGGCGAAGUGGGUUGGGUGGGUUCGAGUUCAUGCCUUCGCCACCGCCAAUGUACUAUAAGAAUCUCAAGAAUCGAGCUGGGGAUGUGUUGACGGAGACUCAGAUAAAAGAGUGCGAGGAGUUCGGGGUUUUGGUGGACAGGGAUCAUGAGGGUACACUGCUCCAGAUUUUCACCAAACCACUAGGAGAUAGACCGACCAUAUUCAUCGAGAUAAUACAGAGAGUCGGGUGCAUGAUAAAGGAUGAUAAAGGCAAGAUGUAUCAGAAGGGUGGCUGUGGAGGUUUCGGAAAGGGCAAUAUCUCAGAGCUGUUUAAAUGCGUGGAGGAGUAUGAGAAGACACUGCUUGAAGCCAAAGUCGUGUCCUAAUCACUCUCGUUCAUUCGAUCUCAUCUGUGUACUAGAAAGUAAGCUUGUGUAACCACUUUGGUGCAGUCUUGCUUGGAAUAUAUAAUAUUAUAUCUAUACAAUACAUGCAAAUUUGAAUCAGUUGUUCCUUUUUCUUUAUUUUGUCCUUUUUAUACUUCUCACGCAUGUGCUUUUUUGCUUUAUCUUUCCCAUCUCAACUACUUAACAGCUGUUUUGUUAUAUUGUGGCAUUCUCAUAUACUUUUUAUUUAACUUUUUCAA